AUUUCCAUUGUGCUAACAAGUUCCAAGUGAUGUACAAGCUUCAUUACAUCAAAAUGACCUGUUGUGGAAGCAAGACUGUUUGUUGCUGCAACACUCCCAGCUGCCCCAAGUGUGGCUGCUACCCCUGCUGCUGCAAGCCUCCCCACUGUCCUGAGUGUGGCUGCUCCCCAUGCAUCUGCAAGCCACCCUGCUGUCCUGAGUGUGGCUGCUCCCCAUGCAUCUGCAAGACUCCCCGCUGUCCUGAGUGUGGCUGCUCCCCAUGCAUCUGCAAGCCACCCUGCUGUCCUGAGUGUGGCUGCUCCCCAUGCAUCUGCAAGACUCCCCGCUGUCCUGAGUGUGGCUGCUCCCCAUGCAUCUGCAAGCCACCCUGCUGUCCUGAGUGUGGCUGCUCCCCUUGCAUCUGCAAGCCACCCUGCUGUCCUGAGUGUGGCUGCUCCCCUUGCAUCUCCAAGGCUCCCCGCUGUCCUGAGUGCGGCUGCUCCCCAUGCAUCUGCAAGCCACCCCGCUGUCCAGAGUGUGGCUGCUCCCCAUGCAUCUGCAAGACUCCCUGCUGUCCUGAGUGUGGCUGCUCACCUUGCUGCUGCAAGCCUCCUCGCUGGUCCAAGUGCCGCUGGUCCCCCAGCUGUUGCAAGCCUCCCACCUGUCCUAGGAGUGGCUGCUCCCCAUGCAUCUGCAAGACUCCCUGCUGUCCUGAGUGUGGCUGCUCCCCUUGCAUCUGCAAGCCUCCCAGCUGUCCUAAGUGUGGCUGCUCCCCUUGCAUCUGCAAGCCACCCCGCUGUCCUGAGUGCGGCUGCUCCCCAUGCAUCUGCAAGACUCCCCGCUGUCCUGAGUGUGGCUGCUCCCCAUGCAUCUGCAAGACUCCCUGCUGUCCUCAGUGCGGCUGCUCCCCGUGCAUCUGCAAGCCACCCCGCUGUCCUGAGUGUGGCUGCUCCCCUUGCAUCUGCAAGCCUCCCAGCUGUCCUAAGUGUGGCUGCUCCCCAUGCAUCUGCAAGCCACCCCGCUGUCCUGAGUGCGGCUGCUCCCCAUGCAUCUGCAAGCCACCCCACUGUCCUGAGUGUGGCUGCUCCCCAUGCAUCUGCAAGACUCCCCGCUGUCCUGAGUGUGGCUGCUCCCCAUGCAUCUGCAAGACUCCCUGCUGUCCUCAGUGUGGCUGCUCCCCGUGCAUCUGCAAGCCACCCCGCUGUCCUGAGUGUGGCUGCUCCCCUUGCAUCUGCAAGCCUCCCAGCUGUCCUAAGUGUGGUUGCUCCCCAUGCAUCUGCAAGCCACCCCGCUGUCAUGAGUGUGGCUGCUCCCCUUGCAUCUGCAAGCCUCCCAGCUGUCCUAAGUGUGGCUGCUCCCCAUGCAUCUGCAAGCCACCCCACUGUCCUGAGUGUGGCUGCUCCCCAUGCAUCUGCAAGACUCCCUGCUGUCCUGAGUGUGGCUGCUCCCCUUGCAUCUGCAAGCCACCCCGCUGUCCUGAGUGUGGCUGCUUCCCAUGCAUCUGCAAGACUCCCUGCUGUCCUGAGUGCGGCUGCUCCCCAUGCAUCUGCAAGACUCCCUGCUGUCCUAAGUGUGGCUGCUCCCCAUGCAUCUGCAAGACUCCCCGCUGUCCCCAGUGUGGCUGCUCCCCAUGUAUCUGCAACACCCCUCGCUGUCUCCAGUGUGGCUGCUCCCCAUGCAUCUGCAAGCCUCCCAGCUGUCCUAAGUGUGGCUGCUCCCCAUGCAUCUGCAAGCCACCCCGCUGUCCUGAGUGUGGCUGCUCUCCAUGCAUCUGCAAGACUCCCUGCUGUCCUGAGUGCGGCUGCUCCCCAUGCAUCUGCAAGACUCCCUGCUGUCCUAAGUGUGGCUGCUCCCCAUGCAUCUGCAAGACUCCCCGCUGUCCCCAGUGUGGCUGCUCCCCAUGUAUCUGCAACACCCCUUGCUGUCUCCAGUGUGGCUGCUCCCCAUGCAUCUGCAAGCCACCCCGCUGUCCUGAGUGCGGCUGCUCCCCAUGCAUCUGCAAGACUCCCCACUGUUCCAAAUGUGGCUGCUCCUCAUGCACCUGUAAGUCUCCCUGGUGUCCCAAGUGUGGCUGUUCCCCCUGCUGCUGCAAGCCUCCCCGCUGUCCCAAGUGUGGCUGCUUCCCAUGCAUCUGCAAGGCUCUCUGGUGUCCCAAGUGUGGCUGCUCCCCCUGCUGCUGUGGUCAGUCCUGCUGUGGUUCCAAGUCCUCUUCGGCUUGCAGUUGCUACCAGUCCAGGUUCUGAGCCUAUUAGAAAUUGAUAACAUGUCUCCAAUUGUAAAAAAAACAGCGUGCUAGCCCAGCACCCAGAAGCAAAAUCUAACUUGCUGGUUGCUGCCUGAACACCUGGAAUAUUGAGAUCAAUGUCAACAUACACACACAUGCAGUUACCCUCCGGCUGGUUGCCUUGCUGGGCUGAUCUCUCUGAGUUAUACGCAUUUUCUUCCAUCUCCUUUAUGAAACAGAAGAUUCUUCUCUUCCAGCAUUCUUAAAAAUCUCAAUGAAAGAGUCUUGGCUUUUUCAUGGAAGUUACAUCACUUUUAUUCUCUCUUUGGUGUUUGGAAUGUGAUGCUCCUCCGUGCUGUGUAGUAACCCUUCCAAUUAAAUUCUGGAAACAUAGCUGUGUGUUGUGUUCUUGGUUCAUACUGUGUUUCAGAAAUCUCUUGGGGGGGGCAUAGCUCAGUGGCAGAACAUCUGCUUUGCGUACAGAAGGCCCAGAAUUUCCAAAUACAUCAGGGAGAUCUGUGUCUGAAUCCCUAGAGAGCUUGCUGCCAGUCAGUGUGGACAAUACUGAUCUAGAUGGACCAACGGUUUGACGGCGUAUCAGGUCGAUUCCUAUGCUCCUAUUUCCCAAAGCCAUCUUCAUUAUCUGAGUGUUUUUCCACAAUCAAGGAAACAUUAGUUUGAGGUUGUUCUCAGUUCAUGCAUGUUCCAAAAGUGGUGCUGCACCACGGUUCAAACCAAAUAUUCGGUGUAGUUCUCCGUUUAGGAUUAUGCAUUAAUUAAUUUUAUCCCACCAUUCCUCUAAAGAUCUCAUGAUCUACAUGAUUCUUCAUUGUCCCUUGACAACAGUUCUGCAAGAUAAAGUAAGUAAGAUCACCCAGUGAUCUUUGAACUCAGGUUUCCCCAGCCUAUGUUCAACAUUCUAACCACUACAUCUGACUGCCUCUUGGUAUUUCCAUGAAGCUGCCACAUGACUUAAUGAGGUUAGAAGUCUUGAAAAGGUGCUCAGGAUUUGUUUAUUAGUUUAGUUUGGACUCUUGGUGUAGGUAUGUCUUUAUAUACAUAAAAAUGUAAAAUGUGGGCAUGCUGCAGUCACACUGCAGUUCCCUUUGGCACAGACAGGUGGUGCUGUGAACUACAGUGUGGCUGGUGCUGCCUGGCCAAUUGCACUAAAGAGAGGGAGAGGCAGUGUGGGAAGGAGAAAGGCAGCCAGAAGCGGUUACUGGCCUUGGGAUCGGCGGCUGCAGCAGCAGAUUUCCAGGCAGGCUGCCUGCUGCUUUUUGUUGCCGUCUUCUUUCCCAUGCUGCUCCUCUUACCAGACCAUUUCCUCAUCCUUAUCUGCCAGGUGGCAGCAAGGCAGGCAGGAGCAACCAAGCUUGGAGCACAUGUGGGCACUAGGCAUGCCUGCAGCAAAUGAGCAAAGUGGCUACUGGUCAAUGCCUGGGGCACAGAGGGUGUUGGCAAAGGGAGUCAGAGUAUCUGGGAUUGCAGGGGUAGCAGUCCUCUCUCUCUCUCUCUCUCUCUCUCUCUCUCUCUGUGUGUGUGUGUGUGUGUGUGUGUGUGUGUGUGUACCAGUUGAGUUGGCCAAGGUAAAAUGGCUAAGCCCUGAGGAAUUGUGGGGAAUCUUGUAUGGUUUCCUGGGAUUCAUCAAGCUGGAAAAAAUGAGGAUGUCUCCCUCAUUCCAGCUUCAGCCUGCUAUGGCUGAGGGGAGACAGCUGUCUUAUCUGCAUUGUCUGGUACUCAAGGACAGGAGGCUUGAGUAGCUGCAGAUUAGGAGGCCUGCCUUUGCACUGAACAUCUGGACUAUUCCAUCACCAGGAGGUGUCAUGAUUGGUUAAUUGGCCCUCUUGCUGUUGCUGGGCAAAUUCUCCUAAAAGAGGGGUUACCCUUUAGUUAGUUGCCCCAUUCCUUCCUGACUUACCUGUGAUACAUGUGCUGGAAUAAGGAACCAAGGGGACAGGCUCUUAUACUUUCCUGUUUGUGAGUAUGUAGCUUAGGCUAGAAAAGAUGUGUCAUUUUGUGUCUGUGUGGAGCUUUCUUACUAUUUCUUGUAUGGGUGUUGCUCAUGCCUAACUCCUGUUGGAAUGUUGGGCUUAAAUGAACUGUAUGCUGCCCUUUCAUAUAUGCAUUUAUUUGUAAUCAAUAAACUACCUUGUGUUAA
Molecule: messenger RNA, 4361 nt
Organism: Rhineura floridana
Lineage: Eukaryota; Metazoa; Chordata; Lepidosauria; Squamata; Rhineuridae
Product: keratin-associated protein 10-4-like
Exons: 2
Coding region: 30-2222 (730 amino acids)
Molecular function (GO): protein binding
Source: RefSeq, a predicted model, not a curated record